AUGUUUGGCAGACUGUUAGAACUGGCAUGUCGGCGUUUGCAUGUAUGUGCAGGCGCUGAUGAUGAAGCUCAAGAUGAGCCACCGGAGGAUUCAGUCGACUCCUGUUUCAGGAGGUGGGGGUUUGCGGAGCUGCGGGUGAAGCCUCUGGAGAUCAGCCACCUUCAGACCUUGUGCCGCCAGUGGACACGGAACAUGCCGGAGCUCCGUGAGCAGGUGGAGGCUGAGAUGAUCCAGCCGGACAAUUUCGACCUCGUUAACAGCCCGCUCACGGCCAUCACCGUGCUGAGGGACCUGGUCCCGAGAUCCCCGUCCGACAGGAAGCAGAAGUUGACACGCUGCCAGCUCUACGAGCAGAUGUUUAAGCGCGUCUUCCAGAGCUACCAAGCUCUGAAAUCCCACGACAGCAAAGCUUUCGCCGAGCUUCACAAGCAGGGUGUGACGGUUGCAGUGGCCGAGCUCGCCUACGAAGGCCUAGGCCGCAACAGCCGGGCGAUCAAGGCGCACGAGCUGGCCUCCUUCGUUGCCUCGCUGAACGUCAAGGAGUUGGUGGAGCCCAUGGAGAAGCUAAUGAAGCUAGCGCAAUCUGGACAACUGCUUCUCCUGGAGGAGAAGGACGGUGGCCUUCGAUUCCGCUACCCCUCCAUGCAGGAUUUUCUGGCGGCACAUUGUGCCUGGCAGCGCCUUUUGGAGGGCAAGGGCUUGCCGACAUGGCUGGUGCAGGUCUACAAACGCCUGGCAGCGCAAAAGGACUUGUGUCUUUUGGAUGGCUUCCUCAUGAACGAGCGAAGAGAGCGCGGGCGGCGAGUUGGUUUCGACUGCGUCUCCCUGGACCUUAGAAGUCGUGCACCACUGGCUGAUGCUGACGGGCCCAAGACGGGCUACAUGGUCGGCAAGUACCACGUGCAAGUCGAGGAAUUCGAGAGGUUCACGCUCCCCGUCCUGGACCGUGUGCUUGCGAAGCAGGCUGGCAACAGGCACACGGUCUUCAUCUUCGACGAAAUCGGGAAGAUGGAGCUCCUCAGCAAGGACUUCGUGGCGCGCGUGAAGCGACUUCUGGAAAACCCGGACCCAAAGCUCCAUGUGCUGGGGACCGUGGCCAUAGCUGGGGGUGGCUUCAUCUCCCAGAGCAAGCGGCUUUCGGGAGUAGAGGUGGUGGAGAUCGAUGUGCAUACCCGGGAUGAGAAGGUUGGGGAGCUCGCAGCCCGCUUCGAGGAGGCCUGUGGCGGAGGCGACCCCGGGCCGGGUCCGUCAGCUCCGUCUGGUCGCUCGGGUCCGUCCUCGCCGGAGCGCGACGGACCAACCAAAGGCCGCUGGCGGCCCAAGGCGAAAGUCGCCGAGCCGGCUUCUGCUCAGAGCGCGACAGCCUCCUUCCUUCCACCAGAUCGUGCUUCCAACGCCCAUGGCAGCGGAGCUGUCUGUGCUGUGGCCAUGGGAAAGGCAGCAUACGGGCAACUGGGCCGAGGGGAGCCGCUUGUAUCCAGCGGCGAUGUGCUUGGAGUUCUUGGACUCGGCUCGGAGGGCUCGGCGGUUUCCUCGGUUUCCUCCGCCUCCUGUGGUUUCGACCAUACUGGGAUCGUUACCUCGCAGGGUCAACUUCUGCUCUGUGGAAAGAACAACAAAGGGCAGUGCGCCCGCAAGUCCAAGGGAGUACGGGGGGACAAGGAUGCCCCAGACUUUUCGGAAGAUUUGGCUCUGCCUCAGGUUCCUGAAGGCCUGCCACCACCAAGUAAGGUGAAACAGGUUGCUUGUGGUGGCGAGCAUACACUUGUGCUCAUGGAGACCGGUGAGGUCUUGUCUUGCGGCAGCAACGCCGCAGGGCAGCUCGGUCUAGGGCAGAGUGGGCCGAAGAUGUCCGCCACCCUGAGUCGAGUUAAGCUGCCACCUGCAGAUGCAGUGAGCGCGGGCUUCUGCCACAGCGCGGCCAUCUGCAGCGAUCGGCUGUACAUGUGGGGCGAUUGUAACCAAGGCCAGUUAGGGCUGGGAAGGCGGCAAAGGCAGAUCGCCGAACCACAGUUGGUGGACGUGGGGGGUCCUGUGCGGGCAGUGGCAUUGGGGCGAUGGCAUUCUCUGGUGCUGAGUCUGGGAACAGUUUGGGCCUUCGGUUGGGGCCGCUUUGGUGUUUUGGCCCAAGGCCAGAACAUGGAGAACCAGCUGCUCCCCAUGAAGAUCGAAGGCUUGCCGGCGCCUGUUCACAUCCUGGCCUCUGGUGCCGUCCACUGCGGAGCCGUUUGCGGACCCGCGCGGGAGUGUUACAUGUGGGGCCGUGGAAGCCUCGGCCGCCUGGGCUUGGAGUUGGGCUCAGAGGCGAACGUUGCCAGGCCAAGGCCAGUGCCAGGUCUGCGAGACGUCACCGCCCUGGCGCUGGGAGGUGACUUCUCAGCCGCCCUCACUGCAGCUGGCGACUGGUGGGUUUGGGGGAAGAAUGAAGAGGGCCAGCUUGGACAAGGAGACAUGAACCGCGAGAAUGCAUGGCCCGCAGAGGACAAGUCACAGCUUCGUGGUAGUUACGGGCGAUACUUCAAGCGCACACUUGAGAACGCUGCUGGGAACGUUUCCGAAGCUGUGACGAGCUGCGCCAAGUUCUUUUGCCUGCAGGCAGAGGGCAAAGAGCCGUUGAAGAAAGAGCUUCUGCUCGAGCUCCGCGAAGGGUCUGCUGACCUUUCUUCUGCAGACCAUGUGCAAGGCGCACGCCUUGACCUCCCUUGUCCGUCAACGCCAGGUGUGAACCAAACUGGCCUCCACUUUGCAGCUGUGCAUGGGCACAAGGAAGUGGUUGACAUGCUCUUGGAGUUAGCACCGGAGCCAAUGCAGCUGUGCCAGGCAGUCAACGCCGAUGGUAUGGCACCUCUGCAUUGUGCAGCGAGGGACGGCCACGAGACCACCGCGCGAGCUUUAUUGAAGCGAUCUUCGAACGGCUUGGCCUUGCUGCAGAUGCCGCAGAAGAACAGCUCUACACUCCGGCCACUGCACCUCGCCGCAAAACACGGGCACGUGGCUGUCGUGAAGUGCUUCCUGGAGUAUGCACCAAAUCCCACAGCUCUCUGCGUUGAGUCCAACAGUGCGGGCAACACGGCCUUGCAUUUCGCAGCAGCAGGAGGACACACGGUGUGCGUGCAAGCCAUCUUGACCCAUGCCGGGCCCCCGGUUGCCCUGCCAGAUCGUGCCCUUCUGCUGCUGACGGCUGUAAAUAGAUUUGACCGGCAGACUGCCCGACACUUGGAAGGCUGCUUCAAGCUUUCAGUUGACCACCUGCGAUGCUGCGAAGGCCCUUCAUGUGGCGGCUGA
Messenger RNA from Symbiodinium necroappetens, 3285 nucleotides. The record is from the annotation of a GenBank genome assembly. NCBI's taxonomy places the organism in Eukaryota, Dinophyceae, Suessiales, Symbiodiniaceae.